GGAGAGACGGGGAAGCAGCCAGAGCCUGAACCUGAGCCCGAGCCCGAGCCCGAACCCGAACCUGAGCCCGAAGAAACGACGGCCCAGCCGCAAUCCGAAACCAGGCCCGAAGAACCGGAGGAGGCUACAGAGAAGGAGGAAAAAGUAGAGACGGAGGAGAAAGAGAAGGGGGAGAAAGAGGAGGACGAGGAGGACGAGGAGGAGGACAAAGAGGAGGAGAGAGCGGCGGCAAAGAAGACGACGACGACUAAGAAGAAAGCCCUGUCUAGGGACUCUGUGCAGUUAUCCACUACCCGCGAGGAUGCUGCUCCAGCCCCAGCGACUGAAAGAGAGGAACCUAAGCAAGAGGAGGAAGAGGAAGAGAAGGAAGAAGAGGAGGAGGAGAGUAAGGUAGAGAGUGCUGAAAGAAAGGAGAAAAGCAAGGAAAGGCAGAAAUCUUCCCUACUGGGCUCAGUAGACUACCACGACCAAGAGUGGUCGGAGGAGGUGCAGAAACUGGAGGAGCAGCAGCUUCGCAAUGAGCUCUUGGAGCAGUACAACACCCUGGUGGUAGAGCGGAACCGCUAUCAGCGCUACAACGUGUACCUUCAGCACAAGAUCUGUGAGGUGCUGCGCAAGAAGAAGGGCGUGGAAGCAGUGGAGGCGCCAGAUAAGGGCCCAGAGCCCGAGGCCCCCGAGAAAGAACAGGCAUAUUUGCACUACCUGGCCAUGCUGGAGGACAUGAAGAAGCAAGAGGCCGAUGACCUGGAAUGGUAUCACCAGGAGCUGGCCCAGCUGAAGCAGCAGUGCCAGGAGAAGGUGGCCAGGGUAGAGAAGGAGUGGCACCGAUUCCAGGCACUCAAGAAGCAGGUGGUGAUGCAGGCCAUGGGCAGCUGCCGCAUGCGGGGUGGGCGCCAGGCUGCACUUCGGGAGGUGGAGCAGAUCCAGGCCUUGGAGGAUAAAAAGGAGAAGGAGAUGAGUGCUGUGCGGCUGGAGAAUGUGCAGCUGAAGCAAAGCCUGUCUCAUUUUGAAACCAGAAUGAAGGCCCAGGAGGACUUGACUGAAGGUCUGCUCCUCAUUGAUUUUGAACAGCUUAAGAUUGAGAACCAGACCUUCAACGAGAAAGUGGAGGAACGAAAUGAGGAACUUUUAAAACUGCGCAACAAGAUGACCAACAAUGUGCAGAUAAUAACGCAUGUGAAGGAAAAGCUGCACUUCAUGGAUAUGGAGAAUGCAUGCAGAAAGGCACAGCUUUUGGAAAUUGAGGCUCAGGUGGCUCUAGGAAGGGACAUCCUGACCAAGACCAAGCAAGCCCGAGACAGCCUGAGGGGUGACAACAUCAAGCUGAACCAGAAGUGCGGCCUUCUGGGCAAGGAAUCACUGCUUCGGGACUUGGAAGAAAAGAUGGACAAGACUGAACUACUCAACCAGCGCCUAGAAUCCCUUAAGCGCCAUCACGCUGGGCUUACUUUAUCCUGCAAAGGUAUGAGGCAGAAGAUCAGGGAAGCCAAAGCCUUCCUCCCCCCCCUGAUAUGGUGGACGAAUAGAGGCAGCAAAACAUUGUCUCAUCCACUUUUACUUUCCCUUGUUGCUAUCCUUAAGAGGCCUAUGAUCUCUGGUUUAGGAAUCAUGAUGUUUUUCUCAUUUUUCAGCUUCAAAACUAGUGCUGACCACAAAAUUUGGUUAGCAAUUUUACAUGGGAUGAAGCAAUAGACCCAGAGAAACAAAAAUGGAGUGAUUUAAUGUAACGUGACUUCUCAGGAAAAACUAAAAAUUAAGAGUUGAACAAUUCCAUAAUUUCAGUAACUUAGUACUAAAGAACACUGUUCCUCUUCUAUGUAUAAGUAGGUGAAGUUCAACAAGUGGGCAGAGUACCGAAAAAUCUGUGCUUAAGCAAAUUAUUAAAUUCUCUUUGGAUUUAUUAA
Marmota flaviventris (yellow-bellied marmot) is the source of this 1904-nucleotide messenger RNA. It is a transcript of the gene Cfap184, whose product is annotated as cilia and flagella associated protein 184. Gene Ontology annotation, cellular component: axoneme; ciliary basal body. The record is from RefSeq and is a predicted model, not a curated record. Gene Ontology annotation, biological process: cilium assembly. Lineage: Eukaryota; Metazoa; Chordata; Mammalia; Rodentia; Sciuridae.